GGCCCCUCUCUCUCCUCCAUCCCCACCGCCGCAAUCCUCCCUCCUCACCUCCAUCCAGAUCCACAGAGCAGCAGAGAGAAAGGAUCGCCGGAGCAACAGGUCGACGAGGAAGACUUCAGCUAGCCGGAUCUCAAGUCACCAUGGUGGUCGCGCUCGGUCCGGGCAGGUUCUACGGCGGCGGCCUCCCGCGCCCGCGCGUCUUCCCCGGCGACCGCGUCGACCCGCCGGCGCCCGUCACCGAUGCGCUGCUCUGCUGGGCGCGGGACGCGCACUGGUCCAUGGGCGGGCUCGGCGCCAAGCGCCUCCGCCUGCAGGGCCGCAUCGAGGGCAACCUCGUCAAGCUCCGCCGCACCGCGCGCCGCGACGCCAGGCCCUCCGCCAAGUCCAACCCCAAGGCCUCCAAGGCCAAGGUCCGCGCCGCCGGGCAUGGGCCCGCCCCUGCCACCCUCGACGACGCGCUCGGCUCCGACGACGACGACGACUCCGAGGACGAGGCCGAGGUCGCGGCCCAGGAGAAGGCGAUGCGGCGCGAGGUCGUGGAUGAUGACGAGGACUCCGAGUCCGGCGAGUCCGAUGGCGAGGGGGUGCCGCUCGUCACCAUCGCCGCCGCCGCAAAGCGGAAGCGCGUCAGGAAGCUCUCCGACGAGUUCGACCGCAUCGCCGCCGCGCAGCAGGAGGGCGGCGGGAAGAAGAAGCCCGCGGCCGCGGCUCCGGCCAAGGCGCCGAUGAGGAAGAAGCCUGCUGCUUCUGCUGCGGCGGCUCCUGCUCCGGCCGCUGAGGCACCGGCGAAGAAGUCGCUGAAGAGGAAGGCGGUUGCGCCGGCGGUGAGGACCUCACCGAAGAGGAAGGCUGCUGAGGCGCCGGCGGCAAGGAGGACCUCGCCGAGGUCGAAGCACUGAAACUGACGGAUAGGUGCUCGUUUCCAUUUGCAAUCCCUGUUCUUGGUUCGUCAGAUCGGUGGCUCUAGCGAUUGUGGUGUGAUCUCGGAGAUGCAGUAUGCUGUGUGUUCGUCGAAAUGCUUGAAUGGAAUCUAGUGUCAUGCUUCCAUGUCUGAA
Triticum aestivum (bread wheat) is the source of this 1055-nucleotide messenger RNA. Its product is annotated as histone H1-beta, late embryonic-like. Lineage: Eukaryota; Viridiplantae; Streptophyta; Magnoliopsida; Poales; Poaceae. The record is from RefSeq and is a predicted model, not a curated record. Bases 141 to 899 code for a protein of 252 amino acids. The transcript has a single exon.